Molecule: messenger RNA, 1932 nt
Organism: Harpegnathos saltator (Jerdon's jumping ant)
Lineage: Eukaryota; Metazoa; Arthropoda; Insecta; Hymenoptera; Formicidae
Product: cytochrome P450 9e2-like
Exons: 1
Coding region: 232-1779 (515 amino acids)
Molecular function (GO): monooxygenase activity; iron ion binding; oxidoreductase activity, acting on paired donors, with incorporation or reduction of molecular oxygen
Source: RefSeq, a predicted model, not a curated record
UAACAGUGGAUAAUUCAUUGUCAACAACGUUACUUGCAUUACACUCUUCAUCUCUUCCUCGUACUUAAUCGGACUUACGAUAAAAGAAUAUUUAACUGAAUGAUUUAACCGUUGUUUAAAAAAUUGGAGAUUCUAUGUGCUUUCGUACAGAUCGACAGUUUUAUACUUGCCAAUAUCUGCUAAUCAAACAACAGUGCUGUACCUAGUUCAGUGAGAACACAUCAGAUCGAUAUGCUGUAUGCGAUCGUCUUAUCCGCGUUAGCCGGAGUUUUAGCUAUUUAUUACGUCUUCUUCAAGAACCCGAACGAGUUCAAGAAUCAGGGGAUACCAUAUGUGCGACAUUCGCCAUUGGUGGGCAACAUGGGACAAAUAAUCUUCGGCCAGAAAUCAAUACCCGGAUUCUUAAAAUCGGUAUACAGUGAGCACCCCGAGACCAAAUACAUUGGUAUGUACGACUUCCUCACGCCAGUGAUAAUGUUGCGCGACCCUGAGCUCAUCAAGUCCAUUGCCAUCACACAUUUUGACAUGUUCACGGAUCAUCGUACCUACGGGCAGAAUAAUAUGCUCCUUUUGUUUCUUCGUGGCGACAAGUGGCGGCAGAUGAGGUCUAUAGCAUCUCCGGCCUUCACGUCUAGUAAGAUGAAAUACAUGUAUAACCUAAUAUCCGACUACGCUGUUAGUUUCACCAAUUUUCUGAUACAAUUGCCACCGGAGAAGAGGGUAAUAGAGAUGAAAGACAUUUUCAUACGCUUCAGCACCGACGUGAUUGCCACUUGCGCCUACGGCAUCAGUGUUGACUCUAUGCGAAACCCAGAGAAUCUUUUCUACAUGACAGCAAGAAAUUUAAAUAUUUCAGAGUUUUUCAGCGUAUUGAACAACGCUAUAAAUCAACCAAAGACGACAUGGCUGGUAAGGGUAUUCAAGCUACAAACCGUCAACGAGAAGAUCAUGAAAUUCUUUAGGAACAUCGUGGAGACCACCAUCAGGACCAGAAUCCAGAAGGACAUAGCCCGGCCGGAUAUGUUGCAACUGAUGAUGGAAUGCAGGGACAAGGAAGAAGGCAAUAGCAAGAAAAUAACAAUCGAGGAAAUGGCUGCCCUAGCUUUUAGUUUCUUCUUUGCUGGCUACGAAACUGUUUCGUCGUUAAUGUCUUUCGUCACGCACGAGAUCGCGCGAAAUGAGAACAUACAGAAAAGAUUGCAGAAUGAGAUUGAUCAGCUGCUGGAAGACACGAACGGCCAACCUUCGUAUGUAACAAUCAACAACAUGGAAUAUUUGGAUGCUGUACUGAAAGAAGCUCUCAGAGUAUAUCCUGUCGCUAUGGUGUAUGACAGAAUAUGCGUGAGAGAUUUCGAGUUGCCGCCGGCGUUAACUGGGGCAAAACCCUACGUAGUGAAGAAAGGGGAUCUCUUAUGGAUACCGGUUUAUGCACUCCAUCAUGACAUCAAGUAUUUCAAGGAACCAGAAAAAUUCAAUCCUGACCGGUUCAUUGGCGAUGAGAAGAAACAUAUCGACAAAACGGGGGCUUUUUUGCCGUUUGGUUUAGGUCCCAGGAUGUGCAUUGGUUAUCGAUUCGCCCUGCUGGCGAUGAAAUUGUUAUUGUUCCACCUACUGGCACGGUGUGACCUUCUGCCUUCUGACAAAACUCAGAUUCCGCUGAAGUUUGCCAAGUACAAUUUUAUUUUGACUGUUGAGGGUGGGAUAUGGCUAAAAAUUGAGCCGCGGAAGGAUCCACAUCGCACUAUUGUUAAUGAUACAAGUGGCAGUAAAGAUCUGUAAGAAUUUUCGUUGGUUCGAGAACUUUAAGGAUUCGUAUGUGGAUGGUACGCACGUAGGAAGCAUUAUCUAUGAAUGUGAAAUGAUAUUCACGUAUACUAGUUAUGUAUAAAAAUUAAGAAAGAAUAUUAAAAGUAUGAAAGGCUUGAUAAUAAA